Pseudopodoces humilis (Tibetan ground-tit) is the source of this 1034-nucleotide messenger RNA. It is a transcript of the gene PPIL3, whose product is annotated as peptidylprolyl isomerase like 3. Lineage: Eukaryota; Metazoa; Chordata; Aves; Passeriformes; Paridae. Gene Ontology annotation, cellular component: catalytic step 2 spliceosome. The record is from RefSeq and is a predicted model, not a curated record. Gene Ontology annotation, biological process: protein folding; protein peptidyl-prolyl isomerization. Gene Ontology annotation, molecular function: peptidyl-prolyl cis-trans isomerase activity.
GCUGAGGCCCACGGGAGAGCUGCGGCUUCUCCGGCGCGGGGCUGGGUGUACAUCAGCCCCGGCAGGUCACAGCGCUGUCCGAGCGCGGCGGGCGGGCGGUGCCGCCGGGCAGGGGCUCGCCGCUGGAGGAGCCGGGCGGCGAGCGGAGCCCACCUGUUCUGUACCUGUCUGUUGCAGGCACUCACAGCUGUCGCGAGUUGGCCCCAAAUCACACUUCUGUUAGGAAAUCGCUGUAUCGAAGGCUACGUCAGGUUUUUUUGAUAAGCAGGCAUGGCUGUCACGCUGCAUACUGAUGUGGGAGAUAUUAAAAUUGAACUGUUCUGUGAGCGUACUCCAAAGACUUGUGAAAAUUUCCUGGCUCUUUGUGCUAGUAACUACUACAAUGGAUGCGUAUUUCACCGAAAUAUAAAGGGCUUCAUGGUUCAGACAGGGGAUCCAUUAGGCACUGGGAAAGGAGGUAACAGCAUCUGGGGCAAGAAGUUUGAAGAUGAAUUCAGUGAAUAUCUAAAGCACAGUGUCCGUGGGGUAGUUUCCAUGGCAAACAAUGGUCCCAACACCAAUGGAUCGCAGUUCUUCAUCACUUACGGCAAACAGCCACACCUGGACAUGAAGUACACGGUGUUUGGAAAAGUUAUUGAUGGUUUGGAGACCCUGGAUGAGCUGGAGAAGCUGCCUGUGAAUGAGAAAACCUAUCGACCUCUUAAUGAUGUUCGCAUUAAAGACAUUACAAUUCAUGCCAACCCUUUUGCUCUGUAGCCACAGAAUGCCUCAACACAUUCUUCAGAGACUGGUCAGAUCAUUCCCAAAUCAUGGGGUUUAAAGAGCCAUCAAGAAGGGUUACUUCUGCUGGAUCAUAUAUUUGCUCAUUGAAUGCAGAAUUUUCAGGAGCUGUGACAUUGUUUGGGAGUUGUCACAGAGAAGUCUUGCACUUCAGAAGCCAGGUUUUCCAAUGUAUCUUCCAGCAUUUUGAUUUUUAAACACUGUUUUUUAUACUUGUAAAGUAAAAAAAGAAAAAAACUUUAAUUUUUUUCCUA